AUGGAACGCAGAAUUAUUGAGUGGGAUCAAGGAUGGAACUCUAUCCAGGAGGGGAUUAUGAAUAUAAAGUGGAGAAUUGCAGAAGGGUUACCAGAGAAUCAAGUCAAUGCCCCAGUAUAUGUUGAUAUUUACACCACUAUCUAUAACAUGUGCAUUCAAAAACCUCCCCAUGAUUAUGCUCAGCAGUUUUAUGACAAAUAUCAGAAGACAUUUGAGGAACACCUUACUUCAACGGUGUUGCCCUCUUUGAAAGCGAAGCAUGAAGAGUUUCUGUUGCAGGAGUUUGUUAAAAGUUGGGCAGAUCAUAAGGUUAUGCUUCGGUGGAUGUCCCGCGCCUUUUCAUAUCUUGAUCGCUACUUCCUCGCUCAGAGAAGGCUUCCUGGCCUAAAGGAAGCUGCAAUUAUCUACUACCGCAAUUUGGUUUACCAGGAGGUAAAUGCUAACGUGAGAGAAGCUGCAAUUCGUCUUAUUGAUGAGGAACGAGAGGGAGGAGAAAUUGACAGAGCACUUUUGAAGAAUGUGAUAGAUAUAUUUGUUGAAAUUGGAGCGGGACAAAUGGAUGCGUACGAAAAGGACUUCGAAGGAUACAUGCUAAACGAUACUCGUGAUUACUAUUCUCGUAGAGCAUCAAGAUGGAUGUUGGAGGACAGUUACACGAGUUACAUGUUGAAGGCAGAGGCAUGCUUGAGAAGAGAGAAGGAUAUAGUUUCUCAUUACCUGCAUCCAAGAAGUGAGCAGAAACUGGUGGCAAUAGUGGAACAUGAGUUGUUGGUGUUUUAUAAAACUCAACUGACUGAAAAGAAGCAUUCUGAUUCUGGAUCUAGUACUUUCACGGGAGAUGAUAAUGUGGAGUAUCUUUCUAGGAAGCUUGCAGCUAAUGGAAUUUUGUAA
This is a messenger RNA of Prunus avium (sweet cherry), 891 nucleotides long. Lineage: Eukaryota; Viridiplantae; Streptophyta; Magnoliopsida; Rosales; Rosaceae. The record is from RefSeq and is a predicted model, not a curated record.